CUUCGAGGGUAGAUAGGUUGUAACAUAUCGCGGAUAUCCUCACAAUUGGGGCCUGGGAGGGUGAGUGUAUUUAGGCCUUACCUUAACUCUACAUGCGCUAAUAGAGAGGUUUUUUUUGAUAAACCAGAAAAAAGGGCCUUCUUUCCUAAAGGUUGUCCUCCUUUAUGACAUGUUAUCUUAGGGAAAGAAAAAACAGGGAAGAAACCCUAUAAAUUGCUCCUUUUUAAUUCUGAUCUUGGGUAUUCAAGUGGAAUCUGUAAACUGGUGUAUCUUUUGUCUAAUUUUGUGUUUGACAAAUUUCUGGAAGGUUAAACUUUUCUACUGGAAUCUGAAACUUCCCUUAAUUGCUGAAUAUGGGCAAUUUGUUCUGUUGUGUUCAAGUUGAUCAAUCCACUGUUGCAAUUAAGGAGCAGUUUGGCAAGUAUCAGGAUGUGCUUGAGCCAGGGUGCCACUGUGUGCCUUGGUUCCUCGGAAGCCAGUUGGCUGGUCAUCUCUCCCUCAGGGUGCAACAACUAGAUGUGCGCUGUGAAACCAAGACGAAGGAUAACGUAUUUGUCAAUGUUGUCGCAUCAAUUCAGUAUCGUGCCAUUGCCGACAAAGCAAAUGAAGCUUUCUACAAGCUAAGUAACACUAAGGGUCAGAUUCAGGCAUAUGUUUUUGAUGUCAUAAGAGCUAGUGUUCCUAAACUCAUUCUUGAUGAUGUCUUUGAGCAAAAAAAUGAAAUUGCCAAGGCUGUUGAGGAGGAACUUGAGAAAGCUAUGUCAGCUUAUGGAUAUGAAAUUGUUCAGACACUUAUCGUUGAUAUAGUACCAGAUGAGCAUGUGAAGAGAGCUAUGAAUGAAAUCAAUGCUGCUGCUCGGCUGAGGGUGGCUGCUAAUGAGAAGGCAGAGGCCGAGAAGAUCUUGCAAAUUAAGAGGGCUGAAGGAGAGGCCGAGUCUAAGUAUCUCUCAGGAUUAGGUAUUGCACGACAACGUCAAGCAAUUGUGGAUGGUCUGAGAGACAGUGUGCUAGGAUUUUCAAUCAAUGUGCCUGGAACUACGGCAAAGGAUGUUAUGGACAUGGUCCUCGUAACCCAGUACUUUGACACCAUGAAAGAAAUUGGCGCUUCCAGCAAAUCAUCCGCUGUCUUCAUCCCCCAUGGACCUGGUGCUGUAAAAGAGGUGGCACAGCAGAUUCGUGAUGGACUUCUUCAGGCUUCUGUUGGGCAUUAAAUCUUUGUUGCUCAUGAAUGUUAAUGGAUUUCAUAUCAAAGCAAGUUUUUGUCAAGUUAGUCUUUUCUUUCUUAAGAACAUGGAAAUAUGUGGUGAAGUGAUUUUGUUAGAGAUUGUGAAUCCUAUGACUACCUAUGUUUAUAACCAGUUUGGUAAGGUUUUGAAUGUUUAAAGUAUUGUGUAAAGUAUUUUCAGGUUCUAUAAGAUUGUUCUACAGCAUUGUAAAUCUUUGCCUAUUCAACCUAAAGCUUCGUGCACAUAUUCCUUAUUGAUUUGUUUUGCUGA
Molecule: messenger RNA, 1496 nt
Organism: Solanum pennellii
Lineage: Eukaryota; Viridiplantae; Streptophyta; Magnoliopsida; Solanales; Solanaceae
Product: hypersensitive-induced reaction 1 protein
Exons: 6
Coding region: 354-1211 (285 amino acids)
Source: RefSeq, a predicted model, not a curated record